Centropristis striata (black sea bass) is the source of this 3675-nucleotide messenger RNA. RefSeq names its product WAS/WASL interacting protein family member 3 (gene wipf3). Lineage: Eukaryota; Metazoa; Chordata; Actinopteri; Perciformes; Serranidae. The record is from RefSeq and is a predicted model, not a curated record. The transcript is spliced from 8 exons. Bases 607 to 1977 code for a protein of 456 amino acids. Gene Ontology annotation, molecular function: actin binding.
GGGGCGGAAAUAUGCCACCAAGCAGCCGAUAACAGAGCUGUAUAGAACUAAAAUAAACCCAGUUGAAUACAGUCCACGGAAUAAUAGCUUGCUCCCAAACAAGUCACGGGUGCAGACUUCUCCACCUCUCAGUUCAAAGCAGCUCUCAUGCCUGUUUAUUUGAUUCCACACAGCUGUAAUUCAAGGUGAGGGAGAGUUUCUUGGCAACUUGAGCAUGCAUUAAGGCGAUGACACUGAGCCAAGUGCACUCUCUGUCUCCUCAUUGGUCCGGUUGAGAGUGUGGGGCGGUAAGGUGUGGCCUCCUGCAGUCAGUGCGCUCACAGCAGAAUAAACAGCCAUAUCCAGAAGGACACCACCGUGCACGACAACUAUCGCGUGUUUUUUUUUUUAGCGUGAAGUCAAAUGAAAAGUUUCUUGAACUUUUUGCAACUCGAGGUUUAGUUUUUGGAAGCCCAAACAAGUUGGAUCUGUGGUGUCCUCAUUCGACUAUAAAUAACGCCAUGGGGAGCGCAGUAUGAGGCCAGUGAGCUGUGGUCUGUCUCACUGAAGCCUUUUCUGCAAACAGGUGGAUUUCGGUUAUUUCAAAUAGGUAUCUGAGGCCUCAGGAUGCCAGCCCCGCCUCCUCCCCCUCCGCCUCCCCUGGCUCCCCCUCCACCGCCUCCGCCCAGCGCUGCCCUGCCACAGUGUCCAUUGGAGCCUCCUAAGCUGCAGUCUGGUGGAGGAGGAGGUGGAAGGAAUGCCCUGUUGGCCGACAUCCAGAAAGGAGCCAGACUGAAGAAAGUCACACAGGUCAACGACCGCAGUGCCCCCAUCGUCGAUAAGCCCAAGGCUAACACUGGGGAUGUAUCCAGCAGUGUUGGUGCUUCUCAGGGCUCAUCAGGAGGGACAGCACCCAUAGGGCCCACUUUGGGUGGGCUCUUUGCUGGAGGGUUCCCGACUCUCAGGCCUAUAGGACAAAGAGACACAGCAGGCAAGACCCCAGUGUCCCGGUCGAGCUCGUCUGCCUCCCUGAAGCCUCAGUGGAACCCGCCCAGUCCAGCAGACUCGAGCAGCGUGUCUGAGCCUCACAGGACGGCGGAGCUCCGAACCUCCGUCCACCGUCCCCUUGCUCCCUCGUCCUCUGCUCCUUCCUCCCCUUCUCACAGCACCAAACACCCGCCUUCUUUCCCCGCUCCCUCUCCCCCUCCGCUGCCACCCGCCCCACCCUCUGCUCCUCCCCCGCCUCCCCCACCCCAAGCCUUCCAGGACCGACCAGUCAACAAGCCUCCGCCUCUCCCUUCUUGCCCUCCUCCUCCACCUCCAUCUCAGGUCACCAAGCCCACCUGGCUCCCCAUCCAGCACUCCUACCACACCACCAUCUCCCAGCCCUCGACUCCUCCCCCUCCUCCUCCUCCUCCACCUUUUCAAUCUCCCUCUGCCAUUCCAGGGGACCGCUUGUCAGGGUGCUUCUACCCUCCUCCCGCAGUCCACUCCGAACCUUCUAGGUUCCCCAUCCUGCGGGACAGCCCACUGGGACCUCCACCCCCUCCUCCUCCCCCUCUCCCAGCUUCUUUUACCCCCAGCUGCCCAUCCACCCUCCCACCUCCACCACCAAAGGUGCCUGCUGUGCCCUCCCCAGCCAUGCGCUCCCUGCCUCCCUCAUACCCCUGCAACGCUCCCACCCGACGUCCACCAGCUGUGCCCAGAAGUGCAGGUGUAGGUCGGCUGGCUCCUCCUCCAGCACCCCCGGCACGUUCCCCCUCUACCGAGCUGUCCAGCCGCAUUCCUCCCCCUCCACCACCUCCUCCACUGCCUCCAUCAAGUCUCAGGAAUGGACACCUGCACAGCCUGGCAGAUGAUUUUGAAUCCAAGUUCCAGUUUCACCCCGUAGAGGACCUGCCCCCUCCCGAUGAGUUCAAGCCUUUCCCUCGGAUCUACCCCAGCAAAGAAAACAGAGUGAACCCAAAACCACCUGGGAUUAGGACACACCUCAGAUGAGUCAAGGCCUCACCCUGUUCUUCGUACCCACACACACAUAUCAGACAGUUAGACUCAGUCGUCCUCCUCCUCAUGACAGCUAAUGACAAUAACAUUACUGUCAUGUGUGUGUCUGCAUGUGUGUGUUGUUUGUGUUCAGGGUGUUUGUGCGUGUGUGUGUAUAUGUGAGUGUCAAACAGGGUCCCGCCUUAUUCUGACUAUGUGACCUCUGACCUUUUCUAGUGUGGAAUGUUUUGAAUGUGUGUGAGGAGGAGGGCUCUCCCUACUCUCAUAAGUAACAUACAGACUGUACACACACACACACACACACACACACCAGGGACAGUAUCCUCCAGCAGCUAUAUUUAACACGACUCGUGACACAGUUUGUAAGCAUUUCAGUAUCUACAUGCAGUAUAGAAUAUUUUGAUUUGAUGUCAAGAUCUACCCCUUUAUUCAGUAGCACUUUUAAAGUCUGUAUUUAAGCCAGAAGCAUUCUUAAACAUUCAGAUGUAAAGCUCCUUUAUACAAACUGUGGCCCAGCGACAACUACUGUACAAGAAGCUCUUUAAAGGGAUAGUUUGGAUUUAUUAAAGUGGGCUUGUAUGAGGUAGAUGAUGGUGAUGCUCAGUUUGGAGAAAUGGGCAGAAGGGCAGGUGUGAAAGCUAAGCAAUGAACUGCUAUGGAAGGAGGCAGCAGCAAAAUCUAUUUAAGUCUCCUACAGAAAGAAAAAAAAUCAAUAUAAUUUUUAUGUAAGCUAUAUUUAGAAUAUUUUGAUUGCUUUGCCUUACCAUCAUACAGGCCUGCCAUUAUAUCCAUCUAUGCUCGCUUUAAAGACACCAGACUCCAUUUGUAAAGUCAGUAAUUUUACCUCACAGAAUGCAGGACUUUCUGGUGUACCACUGCUUUGAUUGGUUAGUUUUUUGUGUUAGAAUGUGACUUUGGUGUAAACCUGUGCUCCCGUGUUCUGGGAGAUAAAAUGACUGAUUAUGUCAAUGGAGUCUGGUGGCUUUGGUGAAAGCAUCAAAACUGUAUGACAUCAAGGUUAAGCUGUGAAAGUAUUCCAAAUAUAGUGUACACUUACUUAUUUUGAGGUGGCUAAAACAUGUUUUCCCCCACCUACAGCAGUACAUUGCUUAGCUUCUGUGGCUCUACUCUUGUAUGUUCCUCCAAACUGGGGGCGAACCAACUGCUUUCUGCUGUAGAGAACACUGACUAUGGAUAACUACCUGAUACAACCCAAAUUAAAUACAUCUGAACUGGAAGACAAGACUAAACAAUCCACUCAAGAUGUCACAUAUUCCAUUUAUUUUGAUUAUUUAAUUACCUGUUUGACCACCUUUAGCAGAUUAUGUAAACCUCAUCCUAAACUCAAUGUGAAAAAAAUUGCAGGACCUGGAUAUUCUAACCUUGGGGAUUCAUGAAUCCUUAUACAUAUAGUGGUGCUCUCCUGUGUUUAUGUAACUAUAUUUUGUAAGUAAUAACUGAAUCUAUAGAAGUUUAGAUGAGGAUAAACUGACAUUUUAGAAUUGUAGGAAUGUUUUUAAGCUACACUGUUAUGAAUAGAUAAUGAAUGAGGUUUAGUGUUUCUUUUCUCACUGAAAUAACCAAUACUAACACCUGUGAAGACAGUGCCACCUGCUGGUUCAAUGUGUAAAGUGUUACAGGGUGUCACCACCAAAUAAACCACAGUAUUUUGUUUAAAACCUUGUCUUUAUU